This is a messenger RNA of Symbiodinium natans, 339 nucleotides long. The record is from the annotation of a GenBank genome assembly. NCBI's taxonomy places the organism in Eukaryota, Dinophyceae, Suessiales, Symbiodiniaceae.
AUGUGGCUGAACGGUGAGAAGGUUGUGGAUAACAACGGCUGCCAUGGAGAGACGGAGCGUUCGAGCACCAAGAAGAAGUACAAGGCAGGUUCCCACCCGUUGGUGGUGGACAUGUGUGAACUCGGUGGCGGCGAGGUGCUCAAGAUGCGCUACAAAGGGCCCGACACAGGCAACUCCAAGAAGACGGUGCCCAAGUCCGCGCUGCGACUGCCAGUGCAGAAGCGCCUCAUUCGUGGAAGUCUCAUAUUUGUGUCACUGCCUGGUUCGCUCGGGAGAAUGUUCGUUAUAAGCGUGCUUUGCAGUGCGGUGCUCUUUGUUGAAGCCGUUCUCUGCGCGUAA